This is a messenger RNA of Archocentrus centrarchus (flier cichlid), 1648 nucleotides long. It is a transcript of the gene htr2b, whose product is annotated as 5-hydroxytryptamine (serotonin) receptor 2B, G protein-coupled. The coding region runs from base 212 to 1648 and encodes 478 amino acids. The record is from RefSeq and is a predicted model, not a curated record. Gene Ontology annotation, cellular component: dendrite; plasma membrane. Gene Ontology annotation, molecular function: G protein-coupled serotonin receptor activity; neurotransmitter receptor activity. The transcript has 3 exons. Gene Ontology annotation, biological process: serotonin receptor signaling pathway; G protein-coupled receptor signaling pathway, coupled to cyclic nucleotide second messenger; chemical synaptic transmission. Lineage: Eukaryota; Metazoa; Chordata; Actinopteri; Cichliformes; Cichlidae.
CUCUGGAUUUUAUACCACUGGAUCCCCUUUUUUUGUUUCUUCAAGCAGAAGAUCCUCUCCGUUUGGUUUGUAAGGGAUGCAGGAUCUUGUGUGCUGCCCCUGAACUGUCCCACCCUACCCUGUGCCCUUGCCUGUGGGACACAGUGACCAUGCUGACCGAGUCUCUCAGACCAGAAAGAUCAGAGCCCCGACCCACACUCAAGCCCGCUGUAUGCUCAGCAGCACCCUGUCUCAGCCAGUCAUGGCACAGCUCGAGGCUAACAGCUCACAUGCAGACAAAGUGCCUGAAAUUCAGCUGAAAUGGGCUGCCCUGCUCAUUGUCAUGGUCAUCAUUCCCACUAUUGGAGGAAACAUCCUGGUCAUUCUCGCAGUGUCGCUUGAGAAGAAGCUGCAGAACGCCACCAACUACUUUCUAAUGUCACUUGCUGUAGCUGAUCUGCUGGUGGGACUCCUAGUGAUGCCCAUUGCGUUGGUCACUGUUCUCUACAACUCUGGAUGGCCUCUUCCUGAGUUUCUCUGUCCCAUUUGGCUCUUCCUUGAUGUACUCUUUUCUACUGCAUCCAUCAUGCACCUUUGUGCCAUUUCACUGGAUCGCUACAUUGCCAUCAAGAAGCCAAUUCAACACAGCCAGUACAAAUCCAGAGCCAAAGCACUGGCCAAGAUUGCACUGGUGUGGCUCAUAUCCAUUUGUAUUGCAAUCCCAAUUCCUAUUAGGGGCCUUAAGGACUACCACCUUCCCAACAACAUCACCUUCAACAGUAACCACACGUGCCUGCUGAAAACAAACACCUUCUCGGAUUUUAUUAUAUUCGGCUCUUUGUCAGCAUUCUUCAUCCCUUUGACUAUCAUGAUGGUCAUCUAUCUACUGACUGUCCACGUGUUGCGCAAAAAGGUUUAUUUGCUCAGGUCAAAGGUUACUCAGCGCUUUAGCUCUCCAACAGUCUCCACAGUUUUUCAAAGGGACCAGUCUAUAACUUCAACUGAAGCUGAGCAAAUGCAUGUGCUGGACAGCAGACUUCCCAGGAAUCAAGAAAAACCAAAUGCAUGCACCACGACUGCUAAUACACUAAAUGAACAGUCCUUUCGCAGAAUGUCAACCAUGGGCAAGAAGUCAAUGCAGACUCUGAGCAAUGAGCAGCGUGCCUCCAAGGUACUAGGCAUAGUCUUCCUCCUGUUUGUAGUCAUGUGGUGCCCUUUCUUUAUUACAAAUAUCACCUCUGUGCUAUGCGAAGGUUGUGAUUCCAAUGUUAUUGCCCGCCUCAUGGAGAUCUUUGUUUGGGUGGGUUAUGUGUCAUCAGGCAUUAACCCACUGGUGUACACUCUCUUCAACAAAACUUUCAGGCAGGCAUUCACACGCUACAUCACCUGUAAUUAUAAAAGCUGUGCCAGUAACCUGUCAGGACAACAUCUGAGGGCGUCAACUGCAGACUGGACUCUCACAAGGAUUUCAAUCAAAUCUUCCAUGGCGGAGAACUCUAAACUAUUCAUGAAACGGGGAAUGAAGAAUGGCAUUGGAGCUGUGGCUUACCAAAGUCCACUCAGGUGUCGACAAACACCUGUACAGGCAUCUAGUGGUGUUGUGCUAGACACAAUAAUUCUGACUGAAAAUGAAGAUGGUAAACAAGAGGAACAUGUUAGCUGUGUAUAG